AACUGCACACGUACAGGUACAGCGCCGGCGCCGGUCGAUCGAUCGAGCAGCCAUGCCGCGGAACUACCGCCUGCCGUCGUACCACCGGCAGAGCCCGGCGAUCCGGUGCCUCAACUUCCUCUGCGCGGUGCUGCUCACGCUCGUCCUCAUCGCCGGCAUCAUCCUCUUCGUGCUCUGGCUCAGCCUCCGCCCGCACCGCCCCAAGUUCACGCUCACCGACUUCAGCAUCCCCAACGUCAACCGCCAGUCCGGCGCCGCCAACCUGCCCGUCAAGUUCGCCGUCAACGAGCACAACCCCAACCAGAAGAUCGGCAUCCACUUCGAGGCCGUCUACGGCUCCGUCUACUACGACGACGAGCUCAUCGCGUCCGGCCCCGUCAUGUACCCCUUCUACCAGCCGCCCAAGGGCGACACGCUAGUGCAGGGCGAGCUCGCCGCCUCCGGCCCGACGCCGACCGACCCCGCGUGGCAGCGCUUCGCCAGCGAGGUGGGCGCCGGCAGCGUGGGGCUGCGCCUGGUACUCAACUCCACGGUGAGGUUCCAGGUGAAGGUGUGGGACACCAAGGAGCACCACAUGAAGGCGGACUGCGGGUUCAAGAUCAGCGGGGACGGCAGCCUCCACCAGGAGGACAGGAACACGCCCUGCACGCUCUACUUCUAGACUUCUAGUGGAUCAUUCACAGCUGCUCUUCUAUUAGUUUUCCUUCCCUCUUGAUUUAUUUCUCUUUCUUCUUGAACAUAACUGCUUGUCAUUUGGGUUUGGGGUGGUAAUGGUGAUUCCUUUGUUUUAAUUCAUGUGCUUGACGUACAUGUAUUGGUGACUACAUUUUAUAGACUGCGAUCCUUCUAAUGCAAAAAGAAUGAUGUGAGCAUCAAAGGGCGCUGAAAUUUGGUUCCAGAUGUCUACAUGUCAUGAAAUUUGUGAUCAUUGUAAAUUUGUAAUGAAGUGUGAAUGCAUGUGAGGAU
This is a messenger RNA of Triticum dicoccoides, 966 nucleotides long. RefSeq names its product NDR1/HIN1-like protein 13. NCBI's taxonomy places the organism in Eukaryota, Viridiplantae, Streptophyta, Magnoliopsida, Poales, Poaceae. The transcript has a single exon. The record is from RefSeq and is a predicted model, not a curated record. The coding region runs from base 53 to 661 and encodes 202 amino acids. Gene Ontology annotation, biological process: defense response to other organism. Gene Ontology annotation, cellular component: plasma membrane; plasmodesma.